This is a messenger RNA of Magallana angulata, 685 nucleotides long. Its product is annotated as endoribonuclease YbeY-like. Gene Ontology annotation, biological process: rRNA processing. The coding region runs from base 104 to 613 and encodes 169 amino acids. The record is from RefSeq and is a predicted model, not a curated record. NCBI's taxonomy places the organism in Eukaryota, Metazoa, Mollusca, Bivalvia, Ostreida, Ostreidae. Gene Ontology annotation, molecular function: metalloendopeptidase activity. The transcript has 2 exons.
CAAAUCGACGACUACUGUUGUUUUGUUGAAAUAGAAUAAUCGAUGUAUCCAAUGUCAUCUUUCUGUAGUGAAACUCUGAGAUAAAGGUGUCACAUUAUGAAGAAUGACCUUAUUGUUUGAAAAUCUACAGAAAGUAGUUCCUCUCAACAGAAUACGUCUAAAAUCACAGAUCAACAUUUUACGCAAGUUGUUUGGGGUCGAGUCGUACGAUUUGUCUGUUACUUGUUUAACUAGCCAGGAAAUCGCCAAAAUAAAUGCCCAGUAUCGAGGAAAGAAAGAACCAACUGAUGUUUUAGCGUUUCCGUUUUACGAGAACCUUGUCCCGGGGAGACUUCCGACUUCACAAGAGCACGGUGUGUUAGAUUUGGGCGAUAUUUAUUUGGGAAUUCCGUACAUUUAUCAUCAGUGUAAAAGUAACAACCAAAACCUACAGGAAGUUCUGCCUGUCAUGGUAACUCAUGGGAUCUGUCAUCUGAUUGGCUAUGAUCAUGAGACAGAAAAGCAGUAUAAAGAAAUGUAUUCCAAAGAGUCUUUGAUCUUGACCGAAUUCAACAAGACCACAGGAUUCAAUUGUGCUCCUUUACUUCAAGUUGGUCAUUAUUUAAAAGAGUGAAUUAUUUGGAAUAAUUUAGUCUUCUUAUAAAUAAGUGUACAUAUAUUAUGAACAUUGUCAAUUUUUUGACAA